Talaromyces marneffei is the source of this 567-nucleotide messenger RNA. RefSeq lists its product as uncharacterized. Lineage: Eukaryota; Fungi; Ascomycota; Eurotiomycetes; Eurotiales; Trichocomaceae. The transcript has a single exon. The coding region runs from base 1 to 567 and encodes 188 amino acids. The record is from RefSeq and is a predicted model, not a curated record.
AUGCCGGGAACCGAAAGCAUGAGUGUCGACUCCACUAGUUCACAUCUUCUAAACGCCCGGCCUUACAUUGCCUUGGGCUAUCGCCGCAUUGACCCAGAUACCGGUGGUAUGGAGGCAGAACAAAACCAUAUUACCGGUGAAACUGGAACAGAUCCUGAAAACCCUCUAGGAAUUCUCCCAGGUUGUUACCAAAUGGAGCUUCAUAUAAAGUAUGAUAUUCCAACAGACUACACCAAGCCCGAUGGGACAACUGAACAAAGGAAUCGGUGCAAGACUUGGCAUUGCGAACCGAGCGACGAAAAGGAUAAUCCAGGCAAUUGCUUAGUCAAUAUCACGGCCAUCUUCAGGUCAGGCAGUCCGUUGGAUCGGCAGUUAUCGUACCAGGUUAGACCAUCACAGGGGAGUUUCAUAUCGCUGGGAAGUGUCAAGCUGGCACCGAUGCAAGAAUUUGAAAUGAUGCUCGUGGGAGACGUGCAUCACCUCUUCCUUGAUGGCCCAAAUUUAGUGGUUAAAAAGUACGCCGGAAACCUGAAGUACUAUGUUCAAGUUACUGGUUCCGUUGAGUGA